AUGUCUCGGAAAGAGGCGAACGAAAAGGAAACGGAAGGACAGCAAAGUAGUAUCCACGCGGUGAAAUGCCUCUCCUCGAUAGAGAGGAAAGCGGCAAUACUUAUAACCGGGAUGUUGCGUAUCACAGCAGCGGAUGUCUGGGAUAUUCAUGCCAAUCUACUCCCUAUGAAGGAACAAGUAGAGGUAUAUCAACACCGUGCCCCCAGGAUAUCUGAUGUACAAGCGGAUAGGACGAGUAACAAACCAAUAUGUGAAACGCCACAAAUCCGCGCUACCUGGUUUACGAGACUACCGCGCUACAUGAGCAACGAAGUGCCAGAUGACGAAGCGAAGGCAGCAGCCCGAGGUGAUGUCAGUGAGCUGCAGGAUUUCCCAGCGCCGCUGCGGAAACCCGUCCCCCACAAUAAAACAUCAUUACUCCAGGAGUACUAUGCGAAGCAGAAACGAAAUGCCGACUGGACCUGGAGAAAUUGCAUGCUGGUACAGCCUCUGGCCACUUCCUUACCGCGCAAGAUCAUUAGCACACAAGUGCCGUACUGGACAUAUGGGGCUAAACCGCCAUCUCUCCAGUCUGUCGCGUCGAAUCACUUGCAUAUCCGAAACGCUCAUACCCAAUGA
Messenger RNA from Guyanagaster necrorhizus, 618 nucleotides. RefSeq lists its product as uncharacterized. The record is from RefSeq and is a predicted model, not a curated record. NCBI's taxonomy places the organism in Eukaryota, Fungi, Basidiomycota, Agaricomycetes, Agaricales, Physalacriaceae. The transcript is spliced from 3 exons. Bases 1 to 618 code for a protein of 205 amino acids.